AGUUAGCUGCUGUUACUUGGCUCUCACAUCUGGUCCCAAGCAUCCAGAGAAGGUCAAGCUCAAGAUGACCAGGCUCACAGUUCUAGCAGGGUUAUGUCUGGUGAUAUGCCACCUAGGAUCUGCCAACCAGAUGGUGUGCUACUUCACCAACUGGUCCCAGUACAGACCUGGUGAAGGCAAGUAUAUGCCACAAGAUGUGGACCCCUUCCUUUGCACCACCCUGAUCUAUGCCUUCUCCAUCAUCAACCAUAACAAUGAGCUGGUUACCUAUGAGUGGAAUGAUGAUGUCCUCUACAAGUCCUUCAAUGCUCUAAAGACUAAGAAUCCUCAUCUGAAGACUCUUUUGGCUGUUGGUGGGUGGAACUUUGGUUCAAAACAGUUCUCCAUCAUGGUAUCCACUCCUGCCAACCGUCAGUCAUUCAUCCAGUCUUCAAUCAAAUUUCUAAGGACUCAUGGAUUUGAUGGUCUGGAUCUCGAUUGGGAGUACCCUGGUGCUCGUGGAAGUCCUCCAGAGGACAAACAGAGGUUCACGUUACUCUGCAGGGAACUUGUUGAAGCCUAUGCAGCUGAAGCAAAGUCCACUAGCAAUCAUCAGCUGAUGUUGACUGCUGCAGUGUCUGCUGGAAAGGGAACCAUCGAUGGUGGAUAUGAGAUUGCUGAGAUUGCAAAGGAACUGGACUUCAUCAAUGUAAUGACCUAUGACUUCCAUGGAACAUGGGAGACGUUCACAGGACACAACAGCCCUCUGUACCGUGGCUCCCAGGAUUUUGGAGACCUAAUCUACUUCAACACAGACUUUGCUAUGAAGUACUGGAGAGAUAACGGCACCCCAGUGGAGAAGCUGAGAAUGGGAUUUGCUACUUAUGGUCGCACCUUCCGUCUAACAUCAUCAAGCACUGGAGUUGGAGCCCAAGCCAGUGGCCCUGCUUCAGCUGGUUCAUUCACACGUGAAGCUGGAUUCUGGUCCUAUUAUGAGAUCUGUGGUUUUGUGAAAGACACAACCAUUCAGUGGAUAGAGGACCAGAGAGUGCCCUAUGCUACUAAGAACAAUGAGUGGGUUGGAUUUGACACUAGGAAGAGCUAUGAAAUCAAGGUCCAAUACCUGCAGGAGCAGAAGUUUGGUGGUGCCUUCGUAUGGGCCCUGGAUUUGGAUGACUUUGCUGGACGAUUCUGCGGAGAGGGAAAACACCCUCUGCUGGCUCACCUCCGCAAGCUUCUUGAUAUUGAGCUGCCACCACUACCCCCAACCACCACUCCCAAACCCGGUGCUACCACCACUACCCAAACCACCACCACGACCACCCAUGCCCCAGGACCUGGCUUCUGCAAUGGCAAACCUGACGGCCUGCAUGCCAACCUAGAUGACAAUAAAAGCUUCUACAUGUGUGCUGGUGGUAUCACCCACGUGAGGUACUGUGGAACUGGAACUAUCUUUAGUGAUAGCUGCAAGUGCUGCGUCUGGCCCUGAACCAUGAAUGAAAACCAAAUGUAUAACUGAUGCAAAUUCUAUUAAACAUCUAUUCAACAAAAUAUAAACAACAUGUUUACAGUCAUUUACAUGAAUCACUAUCAUUUGUGUAUGGAUACAAUAUAUUUUCUUGUGAAAUGUGAAACAUUUAAAAAGCAUUGAAGUCCAUUCAUUAUUUCAGUCUGCUCAUUUAUUUGUUAAUUUGAAUAACUAGUUUCUCCCUGCACACAGUUCAGCUGUAACGCUAGGUGUAUCUCUUCAGCACUGGUGUCAGAACAAUACCCUUGUAUUUGUGCUUAUAUACAGGUUUAAUUAAAUUUCUAUAUCACAUA
This is a messenger RNA of Platichthys flesus (European flounder), 1800 nucleotides long. Its product is annotated as acidic mammalian chitinase-like. Gene Ontology annotation, molecular function: chitin binding; chitinase activity. The transcript has 12 exons. Lineage: Eukaryota; Metazoa; Chordata; Actinopteri; Pleuronectiformes; Pleuronectidae. Bases 65 to 1468 code for a protein of 467 amino acids. Gene Ontology annotation, biological process: chitin catabolic process; carbohydrate metabolic process. The record is from RefSeq and is a predicted model, not a curated record. Gene Ontology annotation, cellular component: extracellular region.